Molecule: messenger RNA, 1367 nt
Organism: Nilaparvata lugens (brown planthopper)
Lineage: Eukaryota; Metazoa; Arthropoda; Insecta; Hemiptera; Delphacidae
Exons: 2
Coding region: 450-872 (140 amino acids)
Source: RefSeq, a predicted model, not a curated record
UCAAGUUGAAAUUUUUCAAGCUGCAUAAAUACAGACAAACUGUAUCACACGAGUUUGAUAACAUAAUUCUCAAUAAUAGAGAAAAAUUGGAUGGAAAUUUCCAUAAAAUUUAUAGCAAAAUUUCGAUCUUGAUCUUUGAAUCUAAAUAUUGUAUGCUGACCAGGGUUAUAGGUUAUUUUAAAUAUAAGAAUAUUAUUGAUAUUAAGGAAGAUAAGACCCUACCUACAAUUUUUAGAGCUAUAUUAGUAGUAAUUUUCUCUAUGUUUACUGUCAUACCUGGAUCACUUUGAUGUUUGACAUCUCUGUGUUAUAUGUACAUGACACUUGAAACUCUUAACAUCACACAAUUUUAUCUGAAAUAGGCACUGUCAAUAUGUCCAUUUUAAUAUUCCUGCAAUUUGGUAGUACACUUGGCAACUCAUUCGAAGUAUUCCAUACAUAUCAUCACCAUGAACCAGUCUCCGGCUAACUUGCAAAUUUCCUACUUCAGCGACCAUCCCCAAAACCCUACGACCAUGACACCGGCCAAUCACCAACCCUGGGACAAUGUAACGGAGACUCCACGGGAGAGAGAAGGAGGAAGUGUAUGCUCCAUCAAUUUCAACCCACAAAACCUAGCCCAAUUGUCUUCUACUAGGAUCGAUAAUGCCGUCAAUGCUAUAAAUACCGACGAGAGUCCAGCCGGUGGAGAUGAAGGAGUGAGGGCGUCCAACCUGGUACCGGCGUCUCCGCAGACUGCUCCAAGCACCACCAAAGAAACAGGGAACGCCGCCAUCCAGUCGCCGCCUGAUGUGGCCAGUCAACUGCCAUCUGCCACCACCAACCUCUUGGUUGGUGUGGUGUUUCCAAUUGUCCAGUUUAUUACUCGGUGAGCCACUGAUGUUUUUCCAGAGCCAGGUGCGAGACCUUAGGAGCCUGGAGGAUUUCCUCUCCCAGUUUCUGCAGCAAUAUUGGAGCAAACGUAAACAGAUGGACGCACUAUCAGAGAUUAUAUCAUGCACAUAUGAUAAUAGAGGCGGACAUUCUUAUACUGAAUUUGUGGCUAACGUAAUGUAUAAGAAUUCUCAACUGGACGAAUCUCUAGCCGAUUCACCACUGGCCCACAUAUUACUUCAAAAACUUCCUUUUUGUGUUCGCAUGACAUUAGCUGUGCCACCUAUCUCUAGUUGCAAAGAGUUGAUGCAACGUUUGCACCACAUUCAAUCAGCUACUUCUGAGCCAAAUCACAUGAAUAGUAGAACAGGAAAUUUUACUCAAUCUCAAAAUAAUAAUAACAUUUUCAGAAAAAAUUACAAUAAUGAAAAUCAUUUAGCAAAUGCUGGAGCAAAUGCGCAAAGUGCGAAGUAUGCUGAGAAGACCAACAGAGG